Owenia fusiformis is the source of this 537-nucleotide messenger RNA. NCBI's taxonomy places the organism in Eukaryota, Metazoa, Annelida, Polychaeta, Sabellida, Oweniidae. The record is from the annotation of a GenBank genome assembly.
AGGUGUACAAUAUGGUAAUAUAUAAUUACAAUGGAACGAUAUGCAGACAUGUACAUUUUGGUAAUAGCACAAUCAGUUCAAGUUUUACCUUGUAGACCAAUGUAUUUUUAUUAUUUGAUCAUUAAAUUUUUGAUUUUAAGAAUCAUGAACGGAAUUGCUGUUGUUAUCCUCGCCUUGUGUGCCGCAGCUAUGGCUGCACCAAGCCACCAUGGUCACCAUGGCAACCACCAUGGUCAUGGAUAUGGACAUGGUGAUGAGAACCGUGAUGGAGUUCCAGAUGCUCUUGAUGCUAACCGUGAUGGCAAAGUAGAUUCCUACGCUCACGGACACCACGCUCAUGGACACCAUGCUCACGGACACCACGCUCAUGGACACCACGCUCAUGGACAUCACGCUCAUGGACACCAUGCUCAUGGACACCACGCUCACGGACACCACGUAUACGCUGAUGAGAACCGUGAUGGAGUUCCAGAUGCUCUUGAUGCUAACCGUGAUGGCAAACUUGAACUACACAGGACCUUCCAGGGAUGCAUCUAA